Gymnodraco acuticeps is the source of this 1415-nucleotide messenger RNA. RefSeq names its product free fatty acid receptor 4-like. NCBI's taxonomy places the organism in Eukaryota, Metazoa, Chordata, Actinopteri, Perciformes, Bathydraconidae. Gene Ontology annotation, cellular component: membrane. Bases 1 to 1056 code for a protein of 351 amino acids. The record is from RefSeq and is a predicted model, not a curated record. The transcript has 3 exons. Gene Ontology annotation, molecular function: G protein-coupled receptor activity; peptide binding. Gene Ontology annotation, biological process: G protein-coupled receptor signaling pathway.
AUGGAUACUCACCAUCACACUCACUUUCUCCAUCUAAGAAACCUAAGUUAUUUUUCCUUCUUUUCCGGGGGGGAAAACUUAAAUCAUGUUGCCACUAUUUUUGAGACCCUGGUUAUCACCGCUGUCUUCCUGGUGUCUGUGGCAGCUAAUGUGGGCGCUGCAGCCCUGCUGACCUGGGAACGCAGGCAUUUGGCCAACAAAACCAUUCUGACCCUCAACCUGUUUGUGGCCGACCUGCUGUUUGUCAGCAUGAUCCCGUUGAUAGUGGCCGUGCGGUGGACUGUGUCCUGGACGCUGGGGUUUACGGCCUGUCACAUUGUGCCGUAUGUGAUUUGUAUGAGCGGCUGUGUCACCAUCACCACCCUGGCCUCCAUCAGUGUGGAGAGGGUCCUGGCCAUCCUUCAGCUGCAGGCCGUGCCCACCUUAAACCGCAGGAUGGUGUCUGCCACCCUCUUUUUCAUCUGGACCUUCUCUGCACUCACCUGCAUUCCCCUCAGUCUGUUCUUCACUGUGAUCAAUGUGGAUUUCCCUCAGCAGAAACGUGAACACAUUUGUACUCUCAAGUGGCCUGACCCAACUGGGGAGAUUGUGUUUAACGUGACCUUCACUGCCCUGUGCUUCCUUCUCCCAGGGGUCAUUAUUGUGGUCAGUUACAGCAAAAUAUUACAGAUUUAUAAAAGAAGUAAACUAAGGCUCCGACACCGAGACAGCCAGCCCCAAGUUGGAGACUCUGUCGAGUACAAUGUCUCCCGUAAAGAUAUGAGGCUAUUUCGAACCCUUCUGGUCCUUGUGCUCUCUUUCUUGAUCAUGUGGAGCCCCAUUUUCAUCACCACCUCUCUCAUCAUGGCCAGGUACUUCCUGGGUCACCUAGAAGUCUCUUCUACCAUGUUCUUCUGGGUGGUGACGUUCACACUGGCCAACUCAGCCCUCAAUCCCAUCCUCUACUCCGUCUUCCAGUUCAAGAACCGCUGGCGCAAGUUCUGCUACAGAUCUGUUGUAUCUCCGCUGAGAAAAGUACACCGUGGCAGUGGUCGAACGCAAGGGAUGCAUCAAUGAUCAUCAAGAUUGUUCUGUACAAAUAUAUAGUUUUAAUUGUUAUAUUAGUCAGCUUAUUUAGUCUAUUAUAGUGAACAAAAACACUUAUUUUAUUCCAUUGCUUGCUCCAAGUAUACUAACCAAUGUUUGCCUGCCAACAAGAGUAAUUAAGAUCAAUGCUGCAGGUUGCAAUCCUACUUAAUCCUGUCGCUGUUUAAAUGCAUCUGACAGAAGUGGCCCAGGAAAGCCAGUCUCUAGAAAUAAACACUUGUUUAUCUUGAGGACUUUCUGUAUAAUAAUUAUAAUAUAAGAAAUAGCUGUCACUGCUCUUUUUGAAUGUAUCAGCUGUAUAACAUUACCUCUGUGGCUGCAUCCUAGUU